AGCACAUGAACAAUUAUUUAGGCUACCAACUAUUUCUACUAACAUGUAGAACUUUAAUUUGCUAUUGUUCUUGCAAAUCAAGGAAGCCUUGAUAAAAAUGGAACGGACAAAGCAUAUGGGGAGUUCAUUAAAGAACAAUGAAAAAACUCGUUCUAUACCCAGCUUGCCUUCACUUCCGUCAGCAGAUAACAAACAUCAAUCUGAAUUGUACAAAGUUAUUCUGAGAAACAGUGCACACCCACCAAUUAUGCAAGGGAUGUCAUGGACCCUUCUAUCGCCAUUUAAAGAACAACGUCACCACAGAUCACCAAGUGAAUCAAUUGCCAAUAAUUACACUCCUAGUGCAGCUGAUUUGAAAAUACAAGAUCUUCCAAAAUCAAGACUUGUGCAGAGAAAUGUUAGAUCUUCAUUAAAACUAUCAAGAAAAAUGCAAGUUGAGCAAUUCGCACCAUCUUCUCCCAGAAAGAAAGUCAGACUAGAUUCCAAGUUUCAAUCCCCAAGAGCGGAUGGUGCCGGUGUAAAUGGAUUUAGUCGAUAUAAUGGCCCGAGUAGUAAAUCUCCACUUCCACCACCACCCAAAGAAGAUUUGCCUCCUAGUCGCCCUAUGUCUCCUACAGAUCAAAUGACUAUGAUGACAGAAUUGGAUAAUCAACGACUUGCUACUGAACAAGAACCAACUGAGAGAGAUAUGGAGAGAUACUACUACUACAUUCAAAAAGGAAUUGCUGCAGAACAAAUAGCUGGACCUCCUUCAGGACAGAUGGAUCGUAUCAAACUGAGUUUGCCUGAAAAACUGAGAACAAAUGUCAAUCUCACUCCACAUCUAUCAGAAUUAAAUGAUGAAGUUUUGACAGAUUAUGACUUCAGUUACAGGAAAUCAGUCAUUGACUACAUUCUUCAAGAUGACAAGGAAAGAAAGCGAGUACAUGUAGCAGCUAUACCUCGACCAUUCUUGAAAAAAGUUAUUCGUGCACCUGUACCUUGGCAAGAUGACUGCAAAAAAGCCAGAGAUUACUGUCGUUCGAGUCUAUUUACUGUCAGCCCAAUUAUGCUUCAUUUGCAGAAUUUAUGGUUUGAUAAAUACAACCAGCUGAGAUUUGUUAAUAUCGCAAAACUAAAAAGUACUGGUCUUCUUCUACAUCCGUCUGACUUUGAAGCACAGAUUAUGUCACAUUGUGAAGAUGCACAUGAAGUUCUUUCUAAAGAAUGGAUUGCAGAUGCUUCACAAUUAUUCAUCACAUACAAAGAUAGCUGGGUUCAUCUUGUGCCUCAAAACGAUGGUGACAGCACUGCACAGGUGCAAGAAUUUUUCUCCUGUGCGGCUUGUCUGAUGUCAAAUCAACUUCGUGAAAUGGUUGUUGAAUCAUUCAAUGACCUACUUUCAUUUUUAUCAAUUCAUGAGGAUGGCAACAAUUUUGGUUCAGAAUAUGGAGAUUUGCAGUAUUGCAUGCUUCCUAUCAUGCAACUGAAACUUAUUGUUCAAGAACCAAAAAUCUCAUUUGAUCCCAGUUUUAAGGAAUGCAGAGAUGUACUUUUGAACUGCUUUGCACAUAUCGUCAAGGCUGGUGAAGAAAUUAGUAGGGUUGAAUGCUUGCUGUUUCCUGAGAUGAGGGAUAGCAAACUACUUUUACGAACAGUGCAUUUGAAUGAAAAUUUGGUCACCAAUUAUGUGGACCAGGCUAUGGACAUUUUUAAAUGUAACACAGUGGGACCACAGAUGUAUCUGGAUGUCUACACCAAGUACAAUGAUCUUCUAAAUUCAAAAGCGGAGGCAGAAGCUAUUCAAUUCAUUAAAGAAGAUCACAAUCUGGAUAUUUUCAGAACGAAGCUUCGCUCUUAUGAGAAAACACGCGAUGAAAUCAACAUGCUUCGACUGUCAGUUCCACUCAACAUGUUUGGACUUGAUUGCACAGAACUUAACAAUGACCUCGCUCAACGAGCUCAACUGCUUCGUGAUAAAUUGAUUCAAUCACAAAUUGAUGAGAACCGUGAGAAGAACAAAGAGGUUUAUCAGAGAUAUGAUGCCAUUGCAACAAAGGUUUCGGAUAUUCCUGAGACAACAGAAGAACUUGUUGAAUUAGCUCAGUUCUUAAAGGAAUCCAGCGAAGUGACAGUACCUGAUUUGAAAGCUGAAAUUGGUCUGGCCGCUGAUAGACUUGAAUUCUUGCUUGAUUAUGCAACAUUACCUUAUGAAGACAUCAAACUGAAUAGCAAUGUAUUCCACUGGCCUGAACAAAUUCAACAAGUGUUUGAUGUGAACAGGGGACGUCUGACAAAUAAACGUGAAUCAGCAGAGGAUAAACUAAAAACAAGGAUCAAAACGUUUGAAGCUUUACUCAAUGAGUAUAAAGUAGAAGUUGAGAGUUUUAAGAAAAAAGAAGUUAUGAAUCUUGAUGAAAUGCAGAAGAAUGUAAAACUUCUGGCUGAUAUUACGGAAAACCUUGAAAAUGCGACGAAAGAAUUGGGGGAAAUAAAUGAAGAGGAACGACUUCUGGAGUUCGAAGAAAGUUCAUUUCCCGUGUUGCAGAGCAUGUUUCAGUUUAAACAACCUUACGAUAAUUUGUGGAAUACUGCUUUACAGUGGAACAAUAAGAAUGAAACAUGGCUUAAUGGUUCCUUCCAAGAUCUGAAUUCAGAAGAAAUCAGUGACGAUAUUGGAACCAUGUGGAGAACAAUGUACAAACUUACCAAAGCAUUCUCUGAUGCUGCAGGUCCCCGUAGAAUUGCAGAAUCAGUUCGUUCAAAGAUCGAUAAAUUCAAGCAACAUCUACCGAUUCUUUCCACUAUCUGUAAUCCUGGCAUCAAAGAUAGACAUUGGGAACAGAUCAGUGAUAUAGUUGGAUUUGACAUCAAACCUGAUGAGGAAACUUCAUUAGCACAUAUGUUGGAAUAUGGACUUCACAAAAAUAUGGAUGCUAUUGAAGCAAUCGGGGCUCGUGCUACCAAGGAAUGGUCCCUGGAAAAUGCUCUGAAAAAAAUGAAAUUUGAGUGGAGAGAUGUGGAAAUUGUACUGAUUCCAUACAGAGAUUCUGGGCUGAGCAUUUUAUCAGGCAUUGAUGAAAUACAAGAAUUGCUUGAUGAUCAUAUCAUUAAAGCACAAACUAUGAAGGGAUCUCCCUUCAUUGCACCAAUUGAGACUGAAGCACGGGAAUGGGAAGAAAAACUAAUUCUGAUGCAAGAUAUUUUGGAUGCUUGGCUCAAGUGCCAAGCUACUUGGCUUUAUCUAGAACCUAUCUUCAGCUCAGAAGAUAUCAUGGCACAGAUGCCUGAAGAAGGAAGAAAAUUUGGAAUCGUGGAUUCGUAUUGGAGGGAUAUUAUGCUGAAUGCAGCAAAAGAUACUAAAGUUCUGGUUGCUACUGCACAAAAUAACAUGCUUGGAAGACUGCAGGAAUCAAAUGAAUUGCUGGAACAAAUUCAAAAGGGAUUGAACAACUAUCUUGAGAAGAAAAGAAUUUAUUUUCCAAGAUUUUUCUUCUUAUCCAAUGAUGAGUUGCUUGAAAUUCUCUCUGAAACAAAAGAUCCUCUUCGCGUCCAACCUCAUCUCAAGAAAUGUUUUGAAGGAAUUGCAAAAUUAAAGUUUACUGAUCAACUUGAAAUUGUUGGCAUGAUCAGUUCUGAGUCUGAAGUUGUGACUUUUGUUAAUACUAUUUAUCCAGCUAAAGCAAAGGGUAUGGUGGAAAAGUGGCUUCUUGAAGUUGAGUCAUCUAUGCUCAAAAAUGUCAGAAGAGUAUGUUUGGAAGCUGUAGAAGCAUAUGUGAAUACUCCACGUAAAAGAUGGGUUCUAGACUGGCCUGGACAAGUUGUACUUUGUGCUUCUCAGACAUAUUGGACAUCAGAAGUAGAAGAAGCCAUCAAUAACAAUACUCUUGAUAAAUAUCUUGAGGUACUGAAUAGUCAGAUCAAUGAUAUUGUUGAACUUGUUCGUGGAAAACUAGACAAAGGAGCUCGUAUUACUCUCGGAGCACUCACUGUCAUUGAUGUUCAUGCUCGAGAUACGAUUGCUGAUCUUGUGAAGCAAAAAAUUGCGUCACCUACUGAGUUUUCUUGGCUUAGUCAAUUACGAUAUUAUUCGGAUGGGUCUGAUAUUAUUGUAAACAUGAUAAACACUGAAUAUCGUUAUGGUUAUGAAUAUCUUGGUAAUUCUGGACGUCUCGUAAUUACACCGUUAACGGACAGAUGCUACAGAACCUUGAUGGGAGCACUAAAGCUAAAUCUAGGAGGAGCACCCGAAGGACCAGCCGGCACAGGAAAAACAGAAACAACAAAAGAUUUAGCAAAAGCUCUCGCAAAGCAAUGUGUUGUCUUCAACUGCUCAGAUGGUCUUGACUAUAAAGCUAUGGGAAAAUUUUUUAAAGGUCUUGCUUCAUGUGGAGCGUGGGCUUGCUUUGAUGAAUUCAAUCGCAUUGAGAUUGAGGUGCUGUCAGUCGUUGCACAGCAAAUUCUCUGCAUUCAGAAUGGAAUCAUAAACAAGCUGAAAACGUUCAUGUUUGAAGGUUCUGAAUUAUCACUCAAUUGGACUUGUGCUGUAUUUAUCACAAUGAAUCCUGGCUAUGCUGGACGUACAGAACUGCCUGACAAUCUCAAGGUGCUAUUUAGAACUGUAGCUAUGAUGGUACCAGAUUAUGGUAUGAUUGGUGAAAUUUCUCUCUAUUCAAUGGGUUUCGUUGAUGCCAGAAGUUUGUCUCAGAAAAUUGUUGCGACUUACAAACUUUGUUCUGAACAACUCUCAUCUCAGCAUCAUUAUGAUUAUGGUAUGCGAGCUGUCAAAUCAGUAUUGACUGCAGCUGGAAACUUGAAGUUGAAAUAUCCACAGCAAGAUGAAAGAAUUCUUAUGCUUCGAGCAUUGAUGGAUGUCAACAUGGCGAAAUUUUUGGCUCAGGAUGUUCCACUGUUCAAUGGUAUCAUAUCAGAUUUGUUUCCUGGUGUUAUACUUCCUGCACCAGACUACGAUGUUUUCAUUCAGUCAAUAAAAGACAAUAUGGCGAAAUUAAACUUGCAGCCUCACCAAUGGUCCAUUGAUAAAAUGAUUCAGGUUUAUGAGAUGAUGUUAGUUCGUCAUGGUUUCAUGAUUGUUGGAGAGCCUCUUGGAGGAAAGACGAUGUCCUACAAGGUUCUCAGUGGUGCUCUCACUGACCUUCAUGCAGCAGGAUUGAUGGAAGAGUUCGCCGUUGAAUACAAAAUUAUCAAUCCUAAAUCUAUUACAAUGGGACAAUUGUAUGGUUGUUUCGAUCCUGUAUCUCAUGAAUGGACAGACGGUGUCUUACCAAUUGUUUUCCGUGAACAAGCAUCAUCUACUAGUGAAAACAGAAAAUGGAUCAUAUUUGAUGGUCCUGUAGAUGCCGUAUGGAUUGAGAACAUGAACACUGUACUUGAUGACAAUAAGAAAUUAUGCUUGAUGUCUGGAGAAAUUAUACAAAUGAGCAGCAAGAUGAAUUUAAUUUUUGAACCAGCUGAUCUUGAGCAAGCAUCUCCUGCUACAGUUUCAAGAUGUGGAAUGAUUUAUCUUGAACCUCAUCAGCUUGGUUGGAGACCUUUUAUGAUGUCGUACAUGAGUACAGUUCCUGAAACACUGGAUGAAGAUCAUAAGGAAAUGUUACAUGAUUUAUUUGAGUGGUUGAUUGAUCCAUGCCUUGAUUUUAUUCGACAUUAUUGCAAGUUCAUUCUCAACACGUCACCAAUGCACUUGGUAUCCACCAUGCUGUCGUUGUUUAAUUCAUUACUUGAUGAGAUUGCACAGCCACCCACAGAAUCAGAAGAGGGCUCGACUGCUAUGAGCAGCCAGCAGAUAUUUUUAUGGUUGCAAGGACUGUUUCUAUUUUCUCUUGUAUGGACAUUGGGAGGAACAAUUGAUGGUGACAGUCGGUCAAAAUUUGAUCAAUUUUUCCGUAAUUUGAUCAGUGGCACUGACACCAACCAUCCCAAACCAAAAACUUCAAAACUUACAAAAAGUCAUGUGUUCCCAGAAAGAGGUUCAAUCUAUGAUUAUUAUUUCCAAAAAAAAUCGAGUGGAUCUUGGGCAAACUGGCUUGAUUAUGUCGAUAAAGAAAAAAUGACAAUUGGCAAAGACGUCAAAGUUAGUGAAAUCAUUGUACAGACAGUCAACACUGCUCAACAAUGUUUUUUCUUGGAUACUUUCAUCAGCCAUUGUGUUCCGCUUCUAUUUGUUGGACCUACUGGUACUGGUAAAUCUGCAAUUACAAAUGACUAUCUAGUUUCUCUGCCUAAAGAUAAAUACAUACCAAACAACAUCAACUUUUCUGCAAGAACGUCUGCAAGUCAAACACAAGACAUUAUUAUGUCGAAACUUGAUAGAAGACGCAAGGGAUUGUAUGGACCUCCUGUUGGCAAACAAUGUGUUGUAUUUGUUGAUGAUCUCAAUAUGCCAGCAAAAGAAAUAUAUGGAGCACAACCACCAGUUGAACUUCUUCGAACAUGGCUUGAUCACAAAUUUUUAUACGACAAGAAAGAUAUGUCCAAAGUUGAACUCACUGAUGUACUGUUUAUCAGUGGUAUGGGGCCACCUGGUGGUGGUAGAAACGAUGUAACAGGACGAAUGUCUCGACAUUUGAAUGUAAUCUCAAUCGAUACAUUCAGCGAUGAAACUAUGACAAAAAUAUUCACUACAAUAAGUGAUUGGCAUUUUGCAAAUGGAUUUGACUCAGCUUUUGUUCGGCUUGGCAAGAUCAUGGUUCAAGCUACCAUGAGUGUCUUCAAAGCCACUAUUGAAAAUUUUUUGCCUACACCAACAAAAUCUCAUUAUGUUUUCAACCUUCGUGAUUUUGCUCGAGUCAUUCGAGGAGUUCUUCUUGUUCCCAGUGCUCAAAUGACGGAUACUGAUAAGUUCGUGAGACUCUGGGUGCAUGAAGUGUACAGAGUUUUCUAUGAUCGUUUGAUUGAUGAUCACGACAGAACAACUUUCUUUGGAAUUGUGAAAGAAACUUCAUCUAAUUUCUUCAAAAUGAAUCUUGACAAAGUAUUGAGUCACUUAUACAAGACAAAGACAUUGACUGAUGAUCAUGUCAGAAACUUGUUUUUCGGUGACUUUCUUGAUCCUGAUGCAAACCCAAGAGUUUAUGAUGAAAUUCAAGAUUUAUCUCAGCUUACUGCUGUCAUGGAUCAUUAUCUUGAUGAACAUAACCAGAUGUCGAAAGCACCUAUGGCACUCGUGAUGUUUAAAUUUGCUAUUGAACAUAUUUCUCGAGUAUCUCGUGUCUUGAAACAGGACAAUGGGCAUCUGCUUCUGAUUGGUAUCGGUGGAUCGGGUCGCAAAAGUGCUUGCAGAUUGUCUACAUUUAUGGCUGAUUAUGAGUUGUAUCAGAUUGAAAUCACAAGAACAUACAGUUUCAAUGACUGGCGUGAAGAUAUUAAGAAAAUGAUGUUGAAGGCUGGAGUGGAAGGUUUACAGACAGUGUUUCUGUUCAGUGAUCAACAGAUCAAAGAAGAAUCUUUUGUUGAAGACAUCAAUAUGAUAUUGAACACAGCUGAUAUUCCUAACCUCUUCCCAUCUGAUGAAAAAGCUGAAGUGAUUGAGAAAAUGCAGGGAAUUGCGCGACAGGAAGGAAAGAAAAUAGAAGGUACUCCUCUGGCGAUGUACAAUUUCUUCAUUGAGAGGGUCAAGAGCAAUUUACACGUUGUCCUCGCAAUGAGUCCUAUUGGUGAUUCUCUGAGAAAUCGACUGAGAAUGUUUCCCUCACUUAUCAAUUGUUGCACAAUAGAUUGGUUUCAGGCAUGGCCAGAAGAUGCAUUGGAAAUGGUUGCGAACAAGUUUUUAGAAGAUGUGGAUCUGGAUGAUGACGUUAGAUUAUCUUGCGUCGGGAUGUGCAAGUACUUCCAUGAAAGUGUUCGCCAACUUUCUGCUGGAUUCUGGGAUGUUUUGCGACGACACAACUAUGUGACACCAACAUCCUAUCUUGAACUAAUUCUGACAUUCAAGUCUCUUCUGGAAGUGAAACGUUCUGAAGUAAAACUGAUGUUGGAACGUUACAUAAAUGGAUUGGACAAAUUAUCAUUUGCAGCAUCACAAGUGUCAGUCAUGCAGAAAGAACUGACUGAUCUGCAGCCUGAACUCAUCAAAACAUCGGAAGAAACUGACAAAAUUAUGGUGAAAAUCGAACAUGAUUCAGUGGAAGUUGAAGCCAAGAAAGAAGUCGUUGCUGCAGAUGAAAAAGUUGCCAAUGAAGCGGCAUCUGUUGCAAAAGCAAUUGCGGAUGAAUGUCAUGCCGAUUUAGCAGAGGCUAUGCCUGCACUUGAAGCAGCUCUUUCAGCAUUGAACACAUUAAAACCUGCGGAUAUCACUGUGGUCAAAUCAAUGCAAAAUCCUGCCAGUGCAAUCAAACUUGUACUGGAGUCUGUUUGUGUCAUGAAGGGAAUUAAAGCAGAAAGAAAGCCAGAUCCUGGUGGAUCAGGAAAAAUGAUUGAAGACUUCUGGGGGCCAAGCAAGAAAAUGUUGAGUGAUUUGAAAUUUUUGGACGGUUUAAAAACAUACGAUAAAGACAAGAUUCCAGCAGCCGUCAUCAAGAAGAUUCGUGAAAAAUAUAUUCCACAUCCUGACUUUUUACCAUCUGUUGUUAAGAAUGUAUCUUCUGCAUGUGAAGGUUUGUGCAAAUGGGUUCGAGCUAUGGAAGUGUAUGAGAGAGUCGCGAAAGUUGUUGCUCCCAAAAAAAUUAAACUUGCUGAAGCUGAAUCUGACUUAGCCGUUCAGAUGAAAAAACUGAAUGAAAAGAGAGCAGAGUUGAAGGAGGUUGUUGACAAGAUGGAAGCAUUACAAGCUGAAUUUGAAAAAAUGAACAACAAAAAAAUUGAUUUAGAAGCAAAUAUCGAUAUGUGUUCCAAAAAAUUAGUCAGAGCAGAAAAGUUGAUCAGUGGUCUUGGUGGAGAGAAAGAAAGAUGGACAGACUCAGCUGAACAACUUCGUAUAAGACUGACAAACUUGACUGGAGAUGUUUUGUUAUCAUCAGGAACUGUCGCAUAUCUGGGGCCUUUCACUGUGGAUUUCCGGUUGGAUUGUGUCAGCGAGUGGCAAAACAUAUGUAAUGAAAAGAAGAUUCCUUGCUCAGAAACAUUUGCUUUAUCAAAUACACUGGGAGAUCCUGUCAAAAUUCGAGAUUGGCAAAUAUGUGGACUUCCUGUUGAUGCAUUCUCCAUUGAGAAUGGUAUUAUCGUUAGUAAUUCUCGACGUUGGCCACUGAUGAUUGAUCCACAAGGUCAAGCAAAUAAAUGGAUAAAGAAUAUGGAAAAAGAUAACAAACUAUCUGUCAUUAAACUUUCUGACGCUAACUAUAUUCGAACUCUUGAAAACUGCAUACAGUUCGGUGCUCCAGUCCUGCUUGAAAAUAUAGGUGAGGAGUUGGAUGCAAUCCUUGAAUCUGUACUUUUAAAGCAAACUUUCAAACAACAAGGUGUUGAAUAUAUUAAACUUGGAGACAACACAAUUGAAUAUUCACGAGAUUUCAAAUUCUACAUGACAACCAGACUUAGAAAUCCUCACUAUUUACCUGAAGUUUCUGUGAAGGUCUGUCUUGUAAAUUUCAUGAUUACCCCACUUGGAUUACAAGAUCAACUUCUUGGAAUUGUCGCUGCAAAAGAAAAGCCUGAACUUGAACAGAAAAAGAAUGAACUUAUACUGGAAGGUGCUGAAAACAAAAGACAGCUCAAGCAGAUUGAAGACAAGAUCCUCAAGGUUUUGUCUUCAUCAGAAGGAAAUAUUCUAGAAGAUGAAACUGCAAUUCAGAUCUUAUCUUCAUCUAAAACAUUAUCUGAGGAAAUUUCAGCUAAGCAAGAAAUUGCUAAUCAGACUGAGAAAGAAAUUGAUGAAACAAGGAAUGGAUAUAAACCAGUAUCAAUACAUUCAGCAGUUUUAUUCUUCUGCAUCAGUGAUCUUGCUAACAUUGAACCAAUGUAUCAGUAUUCACUCACAUGGUUUAUUAACCUGUAUGUAAUGUCUAUCGAAAACAGUUCAAAAUCUGAUGAUUUGGAUGAAAGAAUUGAGAAUUUGAAUGAUCACUUCACUGCAAGUAUUUACAACAAUGUCUGCAGAUCGUUAUUUGAAAAAGAUAAACUUCUGUUUUCAUUCGUUCUCACUGUUGCCUUACAAAAUAGUGCAGGUAAAAUUGAUGAUGAUGUUUGGCGAUUCUUCCUAACUGGGGGAGUAGCUCUAGAUAAUCCUCAUGCAAACCCUGGAUCUGAUUGGUUGAGCGACAAAGCUUGGUCAGAAAUUGUCAGAGCAUCUAAUUUGAAAAAUCUAAAUGGAUUGAUGGACCAUUUUGCUGGAAAUAUCACACAGUGGAAAGCGUUGUAUGAUUCUCCCUCACCGCAUCUUGAAAAAUUUCCUGACAAGUGGAAUAAAUUAUCAGGACUUGACAGAAUGGUGAUACUCAGGUGUGUUCGACCUGACAAAGCCAUUCCAGCCAUACAAGAUUAUAUUGUUGAUGUCAUGGGACGAGCAUACAUUGAGCCUCCAACUUUUGACUUGGCUGGUUCAUUUGGAGACUCUGGAUGUUGCACACCUUUAAUUUUUGUUCUCUCUCCAGGAGCUGAUCCUAUGGCUGGUUUAUUGAAAUUUGCUGAUGACAAGGGAUAUGGUGGUGAUCGUAUCGGUACUAUAUCUCUUGGACAAGGACAAGGACCAAUCGCUAUGAAAAUGAUUAAUGAUGCAACUCUCAAUGGUACUUGGGUUGUGCUUCAGAAUUGUCACUUGGCGACAAGUUGGAUGCCAACACUGGAAAAACUUUGUGAGGAAACCAUUGUGCCAGAAAACACUCACACUGAUUUCAGAUUAUGGCUCACCAGCUAUCCAUCUGAUAAAUUUCCUGUGUCCAUAUUACAGAAUGGUGUUAAAAUGACAAAUGAACCUCCGAAAGGACUUCGUGCAAACUUGCUUCGAUCGUAUCUAAAUGAUCCAAUUUCUGAUCCCACAUUUUUCGCAGGUUGCAACAAAAGAAUGGAAUGGCAAAAACUCCUUUUCGGUCUAUGUUUCUUCCAUGCCAUGGUGCAAGAAAGACGUAAAUUUGGACCAUUAGGAUGGAAUAUUCCUUAUGAAUUCAAUGAAUCUGAUCUUCGUAUAAGCAUGAGGCAACUACAGAUGUUUUUGAAUGAAUAUGAUGACCUCCCACUUAUAGCUUUAAGCUAUUUGUCGGGUGAAUGUAACUACGGUGGUCGUGUAACAGACGAUAAAGAUAGAAGAUUGUUGCUCUCACUUCUUUCAAUUUUCUAUGUGGAUGAUAUUGUGCAUGACGAUUCUUAUACAUUUUCACCAAGUGGAAAAUAUAAAGCACCCAAGGAUGGCCCAUACCAAUCGUACAUUGACUAUAUACGUGAAUUACCUCUUGUACCACACCCUGAGGUGUUUGGACUUCAUGAAAAUGCAGACAUCACAAAGGACAAUCAGGAAACACAACAACUAUUUGAUGGAAUUUUGAUGACACUGCCCAGACAAACUGGCGGGAAAGGAAAAUCACCGGAAGAAGUAAUAGAUGAUCUUGCGGCAGAUAUAUUGAGCAAAUUACCCCCUGAUUUUGAUAUGGAAAUGGUCAUGGAAAAGUACCCUGUAGUCUAUGAUGAAUCAAUGAAUACUGUAUUGAGGCAAGAACUGAUUCGAUUUAAUCGUCUGACAUCAGUGGUUCGCAGUAGUAUUCAAAAUUUACGUAAAGCAAUCAAAGGUCUUGUCGUUAUGUCAUCAGAAUUGGAGGAAGUUUUUAACUCCAUGACGAUAGGAAAAGUACCAGCCAUGUGGGCAUCGAAAUCCUAUCCAUCUCUGAAGCCAUUGGGAAGUUAUGUCACUGAUCUUCUGCAGAGACUCCAGUUUUUGACAGAUUGGAUAAAUGAUGGAAUUCCUGAUGUAUUCUGGAUUUCUGGGUUUUAUUUUACUCAGUCGUUUCUCACUGGAGCAGCUCAAAACUAUGCGAGAAAAUACACAAUACCAAUUGAUCACAUCUCAUUCGAGUUUGAAAUGAUGAAAGCGGAAGGCCCAGCAGAAAUUGAGAAGAAACCAGAGGAUGGAGUUUAUGUGAGAGGAUUGUUUCUGGAAGGAGCCAGAUGGGAUCGUGAAGCUAUGUCAAUGGGAGAGUCAUCCCCAAAAGUACUCUUUGAUACAAUGCCUAUAAUAUGGCUUCAACCUGGGGAGAAAUCUACAUUCAAGCCAAAGCCUACUUACACUUGCCCUGUUUAUAAAACCAGUGCACGAAGAGGAACUUUGUCUACAACAGGACAUUCCACCAACUUUGUACUCCUGAUGGAAAUUCCUACUGAUAAACCCCAGAGUCACUGGAUCAACAGAGGAGUUGCCAUUUUGUGUCAGUUAGAUGAUUAGCAUAUGUGUGUUAUUGUUCACUAGUGAUUCUAUAACCUUUAUCUUUGUUUUUUGAUUGACUUAAAAGUGUAUAUUUUGUGUGCCGUUUUUAGUUAUAUAUUGUAUCAUACUACAUCAAACUUAUAAAUGGAAUAAGUGAUGAGUAAAAUAGGUACAUCAGAAAUGUGUUGCCAUUUGUUUUAUCUAGUAUGAUACAAUACAUUAAGUAUAUUAUAAAUUAUUAUUAAAUAUUUUUAUAAAGUUCAAAACAGAUUUUGUUGUUUAAGUGUUAUAUCACCUACAUUCCUGAAAUAUUUACCUAUUAGCCACCAAAUAUUAUACAAUCUUCGCCAAAGCAGCCAGCAGAUUUAUAAAUCUCUUAGUCGAUUACAGUAUUCUAUUCUAUUUUUACAUGAUUCAAUAAUCCUUCUGUGUGAGUAUAAUUGUUAACUGUUAAUUGGCAAUAAUUAAACUUUGUAUUGCCAUGACCGAGUUUGCCUUUUUAUUAGAAAAAAUAUUUUAAUGUCAUUUUAAUAUUUUCUCAAUUUGCCAUUUAUUCUACAAACCUUUCUGCAGCACUAGAUUGAGAAUAUCAUUAACUUACUGAUGAGGGAAGCUUUUCUAACAUUGUAUCGUAUAGUAUAAAUUUAUUUGUUUGAGAUGUAGGUUGUGUUUUAAAAUAAAAAUGAUAAAAGUUUACUGAA
Molecule: messenger RNA, 12990 nt
Organism: Styela clava
Lineage: Eukaryota; Metazoa; Chordata; Ascidiacea; Stolidobranchia; Styelidae
Product: dynein axonemal heavy chain 3-like
Biological process (GO): microtubule-based movement
Cellular component (GO): dynein complex
Molecular function (GO): dynein intermediate chain binding; dynein light intermediate chain binding; ATP hydrolysis activity
Source: RefSeq, a predicted model, not a curated record